Molecule: messenger RNA, 899 nt
Organism: Capsella rubella
Lineage: Eukaryota; Viridiplantae; Streptophyta; Magnoliopsida; Brassicales; Brassicaceae
Product: ras-related protein RABA1g
Exons: 2
Coding region: 108-761 (217 amino acids)
Cellular component (GO): endosome
Molecular function (GO): GTPase activity; GTP binding
Source: RefSeq, a predicted model, not a curated record
UCUUCCUGUGCGUUUCUUCUUCCUCCGUUCGCCAGACGCCAGUACACGUAUCCAUACCGAUACCGGUUUACCUGUAAAUCUCCUCCGAUCGGAGAAAGCCUUUCACAAUGGCGGCGUAUAGAGCUGACGAUGAUUACGAUUUCCUCUACAAGGUGGUACUGAUUGGUGAUUCCGGCGUCGGCAAAUCCAACCUGCUCUCCCGAUUCACGCGCAACGAGUUCAGCCUCGAGUCUAAAUCCACCAUCGGUGUCGAAUUCGCCACCCGAAGCAUUCAUGUCGAUGAAAAAAUCGUCAAGGCUCAGAUUUGGGACACCGCCGGUCAGGAGAGAUACCGAGCAAUCACAAGCGCUUACUACCGAGGAGCUGUUGGGGCUUUGCUUGUCUAUGAUGUUACGAGGCAUGUGACAUUUGAGAACGUUGAGAGAUGGUUGAAGGAGCUUAGAGACCACACAGACGCUAACAUUGUGAUCAUGCUUGUUGGGAACAAGGCGGAUCUACGUCACCUAAGAGCUGUUUCAACCGAAGAUGCCAAAGCCUUUGCAGAGCGAGAGAACACUUUCUUUAUGGAGACGUCUGCACUCGAAGCACUCAACGUCGAGAAUGCUUUCACUGAGGUACUCUCUCAAAUAUACCGUGUGGCAAGCAAGAAAGCACUCGAUAUUGGAGAUGAUCCGGCUACUCUUCCUAAAGGACAGAGUAUUAAUGUCGGGUCUAAGGACGAUGUUUCUGAAGUCAAGAAGGUCGGAUGCUGCUCCAGUUGAUCUCUCUCUCUAUCCAGCCAUUUUGUCCGGUACCAUUUGUUUCUUAGGAAACUUAUACAGUUUCAUUAUCUAUUGAAGUAACAUUUGUUUCUUUUCCUUCUUUUGGUGUAAGUUUUUCAGAUCCUCUUUAUGUUUCCA